Molecule: messenger RNA, 1115 nt
Organism: Rubroshorea leprosula
Lineage: Eukaryota; Viridiplantae; Streptophyta; Magnoliopsida; Malvales; Dipterocarpaceae
Source: the annotation of a GenBank genome assembly
CAAUCAUAACAUUUUUUAAAAACAUACAUGAAAGGGAGAACCAGAAUCCCGAAAUUUUCUACCCACAUUGAAAAAGGAUUCGUCCUUUUUUGGGUUUUCUCCUUUGCGGUUCCACAGACAACACGUCGUCUUCGUCCCUGCAACCUCGCUUCCUGUCCAUCUUUUCCUAUCUCUCAGUUUUGGUUUCGGUACGUUUACGGGAGCUGAUUGUUGUUGGGGGCUUUGAAAGAUUGGUGGGGUUUACGUUUUCGAUUUGGGUUCGCGAUUUCUCUCUGGAAUUUUGCUCGUGGGAUGGUUUGGUACGAUUGGAGGGUAAAAGGGUUUUUGGUUGGAUGAGUCUUGGGGGAGAAUUUAGGGCUUUGAGUACGGGUUCUUGCGGUUUUGGUGGUUGAUAGAUGGCAAAGUUGGCGUUUUUUGACUUGGUGAUCAUCGACGGGGAAGAUGGUUUUUGGAUUUUGACUUGAUAGCGGCUUCAAGGCUGCGGUGAGGAAUUCUGUUCUUUGGUUUUGAAGGAUUGCAUUCAUCUAAUUUGAUUUUUAUUUUAUGGAGCUCAGUAUGGCUGUAGAUUGCAUCUUAUCCAAUGAUAGGGGUUCUGUUUGAGGGUUUUUGUUGAUCAAAUUUGAGGGAUUUGGAUUAGGAAUUCAAGACUUGUGAAUUGGGCUUUUGGCUCUGUUUGCUGCACAUUUGUGUUUUGCUGGUUGUAGAAGGAUAGAUGGAUUUUGGUCUUAAUUGAAGCUGAUUUUUAGGGAGGAAAUGAAGUUUUGUUCUGUGGUUCUGUCUCUCAAUAUGCUAGGAGAUUGAGAAUUUGACAUUUCUUCCUUGUUGGUGUUCAAUUUUGAAAUCCUUAGAUGUUUACUGCUGAUUUGUGAUUGUAUAAAAGAAUUUGAGAUGGAUGACGCUCAGAGCAGCUCAAAUUCACUCCCUCCGUUUCUUGCAAAGACAUAUGAGAUGGUGGAUGAUCCUUCCACAGAUACAAUUGUUUCAUGGAGUCAAAAUAACAAGAGCUUUAUUGUUUGGAAUCCACCAGAGUUUGCAAGUGUGUUGCUUCCUAGGUUCUUCAAGCACAACAAUUUCUCUAGCUUCAUCAGACAGCUCAAUACAUAUGUAAGCCAGUU